GCUGUGUGUUAGGCUGAGGCUGAGGCAGGAAGCCCCUCGCUGCCUGUGUAGUGACGGCCUCUGUUGCAGGUGGCAGGUGUAUCUUGUCUGUGCAGGCUGUGUGUUAGGCUGAGGCUGAGGCAGGAAGCCCCUCGCUGCCUGUGUGGUGACGGCCUCCUCUGUUGCAGGUGGCAGGUGUAUCUUGUCUGUGCAGGCUGUGUGUUAGGCUGAGGCUGAGGCAGGAAGCCCCUCGCUGCCUGUGUGGUGACGGCCUCCUCUGUUGCAGGUGCCAGGUGUAUCUUGUCUGUGCAGGCUGUGUGUUAGGCUGAGGCUGAGGCAGGAAGCCCCUCGCUGCCUGUGUGGUGACGGCCUCCUCUGUUGCAGGUGCCAGGUGUAUCUUGUCUGUGCAGGCUGUGUGUUAGGCUGAGGCAGGAAGCCCCUCGCUGCCUGUGUGGUGACGGCCUCCUCUGUUGCAGGUGGCAGGUGUAUCUUGUCUGUGCAGGCUGUGUGUUAGGCUGAGGCUGAGGCAGGAAGCCCCUCGCUGCCUGUGUGGUGACGGCCUCCUCUGUUGCAGGUGCCAGGUGUAUCUUGUCUGUGCAGGCUGUGUGUUAGGCUGAGGCAGGAAGCCCCUCGCUGCCUGUGUGGUGACGGCCUCCUCUGUUGCAGGUGCCAGGUGUAUCUUGUCUGUGCAGGCUGUGUGUUAGGCUGAGGCAGGAAGCCCCUCGCUGCCUGUGUGGUGACGGCCUCCUCUGUUGCAGGUGCCAGUGACAGGACUCCCUCCGUGCAUCCCUCCUGCAGCCCCAGGCUUCCUGCAGGACCAGACGCAGCCAGGAGCAGCGUUGCAAUGGAGGGUGCAAGGCCAGGAAACAGCAGCAGCAGCAGCAGCAGCAGCAGCAGUGGCAGCAGGAACAGCCUGGAGCAGCGGGCGACCCUGGGCGUGAGGACCUACACUUGUGACCACUGCGGCAAAGUGUGCUCCACCAAGGCUGCCAUUGCCAGACACGUCCUCUCCCAUGCCAGCAAGACAAGGCUGAGAGGCAGGAGUGGCCCCGCUGAACACACUGCCACCCACACUGGUGGCAGGAACCACAAGUGUGACCUCUGCGGGAAGACAUUUGUCCGGAAGAGUCAUCUUGCCUCACACAUCCUCACCCACACUGGGGAGAGAAAGUUCCAGUGCCUGGAGUGUGGCAAAAGAUUUAUCACCAAAAGUCAUCUUAACACACACAUCCUCACCCACACUGGGGAGAGAAAGUUCCAGUGCCUGGAGUGUGGGAAAAGAUUUACCCAGAAAAGUAAUCUUAACAAACACAUCCUCACCCACACUGGGGAGAGAAAGUUCCAGUGCCUGGAGUGUGGCAAAAGAUUUACCCAGAAAAGUGAUCUUGACAGACACAUCCUCACCCACACUGGGGAGAGAAAGUUCCAGUGCCUGGAGUGUGGCAAAAGAUUUACCCACAAAAGUAAUCUUAACAAACACAUCCUCACCCACACUGGGGAGAGAAAGUUCCAGUGCCUGGAGUGUGGGAAAAGAUUUACCCAGAAAAGUGAUCUUGACAGACACAUCCUCACCCACACUGGGGAGAGAAAGUUCCAGUGCCUGGAGUGUGGGAAAAGAUUUACCCACAAAAGUGAUCUUAACAGACACCUCCUCACCCACACUGGGGAGAGAAAGUUCCAGUGCCUGGAGUGUGGGAAAGGGUUUACCCACAAGGGUUCCCUUGACAGACACAUCCUCACCCACACUGGAAAGAAGAAGAGAAAACAGGCAAAAUCAUAGAUGUUGCAGUCCCCGGUGACUCCGGCCUCAGUAGAGCUGAAAGGCACAAAACUACAAAACAUCACGACCUAAAAAGUGACCAAGAACAACAUGGUCACCGACGGACACCGGUGUGACACCAGUGAGAGAAGCUGCAGCAGAGGAUCACCCAUCAAAGAGAAGAAAUCUGGCAGAUAACAAGCUUCCUGCAAGACCAAAACCACACAAGGAACCUCCUCAAGAAAACAGACAGAAUGACAGCAAGGCGCAGCGCAGGCAGCGGCCGGCCGGCCGGGCGGGAGACCGGCAGGGAGGGGCCGAGCCCCGGCCGAAGCCUUGGCACCACAGAUGAGGACAAAGACAAGAAAAUAAAGGCCAGAAAGAUGAAGAGGCAGCUUGCAGAAAAGCCAGGGGUGGUGUGCAGGCACGUGGCAAAGACCUCAACAGAAGUACAAGACCCGCCCGAGGAAGAAGUGGCCGAGGGAUGCUGCAGGCCACUGCUGCUGGAAGACCCCACGCAGCACCAGGCAGCCCCGGGGAUACAGACCACCACGGUUAAACACACAAGUAAACAACAACAAUGCCAGCCGUUCAGCUUACACAGGAAGGUCUGCUGGCCACAAGACUACUGCCACAAACCAGCUGGCAAUACCACCAGUGACUUGUGGGUGUGGUGUGGUGUGGUGUGGUGACUGGCCACAAGACUACUGCCACAAACCAGCUGGCAAUACCACCAGUGACUUGUGGGUGUGGUGUGGUGUGGUGUGGUGACUGGCCACAAGACUACUGCCACAAACCAGCUGGCAAUACCACCAGUGACUUGUGGGUGUGGUGUGGUGUGGUGUGGUGACUGGCCACAAGACUACUGCCACAAACCAGCUGGCAAUACCACCAGUGACUUGUGGGUGUGGUGUGGUGUGGUGACUGGCUCAAAGGUUUAUCCUGAAAUGUAAUCUUGACACACAUGCUCACCCACACUGGGGAAAGGAAGUGCAGCAGGUGUGGUGUUUGUGGCUGUGCUCAUCACUUUUUUCUUUAUUUUUUAGCUUCUUGAUCAGUAAAGUGUUGUCAGCCUUGUACACACAGCUUUGGUUCACUUGCACAAGGUUUUGGGGGCUCGGGGGUGUUCCUAAGGGGGGCACUAACUGUCCAGGGGUGUUCCUGCUUGUUUCUGUCUCUCUGUGUCUCUGGUUUUGGUGUCUCCCUCCCAAACAUUAUUUUCACAACAAGCUACAAACCAACAUCCCUUCAUUAACACUUAGAUACCUUAACUUAACUCACCCCAAAACUCCCACAAACUGACUAACUUGUUUUUUGUUUAUUGUUUGUUUAUUUUAUUUGUUUUAUAUGUGUUUUUUUUAUUUGAAAGUAGCCAUAUUCUUAAGGUUUUUAUGGUUCUGUUUAUUAUUGUUUGGGCUGUCCUGUGUUUGUGAUUGCUGGACUCAUAUAGAAAUGGGUAGUUUUAUUGAAGGGGUGAAACAAUGACAAUACUGCCUGGCUCUUGCACUAGUGAGGUGGACAGAAUAGGGAUGAGAAUAAAGAGAAAUUGUCAUAGGAAAUACAAACUGGCAGACUUUAGAGUGUAACAGUGAAGGGGUUGAAAAAGUGGAGGUACUGUUUAGCUCUUGCACUAGUGGGGUGGACAGAAUAGGAGAGGAUUCUUAAAAGUUUGGCAUUGUUAGCUUGAAAGAUUAUACUUGAAAGAUUAUUUAUUACAUGUUGAAAGGACAGAAUAAGGAUGAAAAUAUAUAGAAAGUCUUGUGAAGAUACUGGUUAACUCUUGUACUAGUGAGGUAGACAGAAUAGGAGGCCAUUCUAACAAGUUUGCCAGUGUUAGUUUGAAAGGCGAUACUUCAAAAAAAGACUUGUUACAUAUUUAAAGGACAGAAUAGGGGUGAAAAUAAAUGAGAAGAAGUAGAAAGUCUUGUUACCAGGGGGACAUGAGAAAAAUUUUGGCAGUGUUAAUGUGUUUGUUACCGACUUUUUUCACCUCGCAUCACCUCUGUCUCUCUCCUGAACCUCUAAAAAAAUAUGUACAAUGCAUUUAGACAAGUUAGGAAGGAGGUUAAGAGAGAGAGGUGAGAUGAAGUGAGAAUAUUCCUAUGUAUUUUCUGUCAUAACACCUCAUAUCACCUUUUGUCUCCCCUGAACCUCUAAAAAUAUCAACAGUGAGACAUUUAGACAAGUUAGGGAGGUGAAGAGAGAGAGAGAGGUGAGAUGAAGUGACAUUAUUCCUGUCUCUCUCCCAGCUUAAACUUUCAAAAAUAUUUAUAAUGAGAAAUGUAGACAAGUUAGAGAGGUGUAGAGAGAUAGAGGUGAGAUGAAGUGACAUUAUUGUUUUGUUUCUUGCCUAACACCUUUCUCUCUCUCCUUCUCUUGGCCUCUGCCUCCUCAAAAAGAGCCUAUAUUAAUGAACUGGUGAUGGUACAGGCCUAUAAUACCUUGUAACAACAUUUCAUCAUAAAAUCUGCCAACGCUGGUUCAAUUAUAAUCAUUGUCAUUGCUCAUGCUAAGCUUAGUAUUAUUAUUAUUAUUAUUAUUAUUAUUAUUAUUAUUAUUAUUAUUAUUAUUAUUAUUAUUAUUACUAUUAUUAUUAUCAUGUCAUGCAUUAGUGUUUUCAUUUGUUUCCUGCGCUGUCAUUGGUGCAGGAAAUAUCAUGAUGUUUUGGUUGCAAGAGUCCAUGUAUAUAUAGAUUGAGCCAUCGUAUUCAUGUUUAUCAUUGUGUGGUGUUGUAAAUAUACUUUAUCUGUAAAUAAAAAAUGUAUCCUAU
Scylla paramamosain (green mud crab) is the source of this 4508-nucleotide messenger RNA. RefSeq names its product gastrula zinc finger protein XlCGF8.2DB-like. Lineage: Eukaryota; Metazoa; Arthropoda; Malacostraca; Decapoda; Portunidae. Gene Ontology annotation, cellular component: nucleus. Gene Ontology annotation, molecular function: RNA polymerase II transcription regulatory region sequence-specific DNA binding; DNA-binding transcription factor activity, RNA polymerase II-specific. Gene Ontology annotation, biological process: regulation of transcription by RNA polymerase II. Bases 824 to 1759 code for a protein of 311 amino acids. The record is from RefSeq and is a predicted model, not a curated record. The transcript has a single exon.